Messenger RNA from Colletotrichum phormii, 1154 nucleotides. RefSeq lists its product as uncharacterized. The transcript is spliced from 2 exons. The record is from RefSeq and is a predicted model, not a curated record. NCBI's taxonomy places the organism in Eukaryota, Fungi, Ascomycota, Sordariomycetes, Glomerellales, Glomerellaceae. The coding region runs from base 346 to 990 and encodes 214 amino acids.
UUUUCGCGUGUGUACCUUGAAACGGGGUAAAAAGAGAGCAAGAUAAAAGCUGAAGGAGGGUUCCCAAAGGGUUGGGUUGGGUUACAAGUGCCAAAGAAGCUCAAAGGCGACAUCGACUCAAACUCACAAGAGCGGGCGGAGACCUGGCUUUCACGACUAGCUGAACGCGGGGGAAAGGAAAACGUGGGCGCUGAGGCUUUUCUUAAGCUCAAGAGCGCAUACAUCUCUUGGCCUACAUUGAGGCUUGACAUGAGCAUCUCGUAGUAGCAAGCUCCUCGCCAACUUUCCCUCUCAUUCUUACACACAAAGGCUCAUCCACACGUACACUGUCAUACAUAGCCCAACAUGACCAGUACAGGCGCAGGCAGGCAAGGCAUGCUCAACUUCAGAGUCACGCACCCAGACGUCUUCACACACGGCAUCUGCGGCCGCAGGGACUGCUACCGCGGCUCACCGGCAGCAGCAGACUGCGAGUUCCACGGCAACGCCGUCCGUGACAUUAUCAGAUCGAGGCGGGACCAGAGACGGGCCCGCUUACAACAACGGUGUCGGACGCACAGCAUUGGCAGCGGUAGCGACAUGAUACCGACGGCGGCGACGGCGUCCGCGUCGUCGACGAGCCGGAACGUCACGCCUCUGAGACGUCAGCCGAGUCAGAGCAGCAGUAUUAGCAAGCCGGAUAGCCCGCUGUCUUUCACGUCGUCUGAGUUCUCGGCCGACUUUUCACCCUGCGUCUCGUCGCUGAUGGAGGAUCUCAUGUUGGAGGUCACGGAUGCGAUUGAGAGCAGCGGCCAGACGCCAGAGCUUAUUGGCAUGCCGCCGAGGCGGACGACAUCGGCGUUCAACAUGGACGACAUAUUUAGAAUGAUUGACGAGGCGCAGAGGGAGUACGAGAGCCUGGGCGAGUCACCUGUCACACCAGUACGGUCAAGAAAUGAAAUACCCCGCCAGCCACGCUGGAGCUGGGAGAGUCUGCUAGGUCCAUCAUGACAGCCGGCAACUGGGGCAGUCGUAGUGGACAAUGAAGAAGAACCGAGACACUUGGCCGGAACGAUCAUGGUCAAAGAAGGACCAUGCUUUCUGCCCUGCUCUGAAGCAAGAGAUCAGCACAAGGGAUGCCAGUGUGUACAACUUUGUACAUCUGACUUUUGAAA